AUGCCUUCUCCUCCCCACCCAUUGCAUCGCAGCCCUUCCCGGCCUACCACCCUUCAUCUCGCCACUCAUGGCAGCAAGACUUUCGUCCCAGAACCACAAUCCAUGUCUGCUGGUCCUAAAACAUCCUCGAAGCCAUCUCACGACUCAUUCCUUGGCGACGACUUGGAGGACCAUCCCGAGGACCACUUCCUGUCGCCCAUGUACGAGUACGAGGACUGGGCGUCCGAUGGCGAGGACGACGAUGAGGUAGAGUGGGACGCUGGCAUCACAGACUUCGCACUAUUCAACAAUGAUCGGCAACGUGCUCAGCAGACCGACGAGCAGCUUGAUCAGAGAUGGGACGCCUUCAUGCUGCGGCAAGAUUAUGCACUGCGGCGAUCUAUCCAGCGAAGCCAUUCCGAGGCCGAGGUUGAUACUACGCGACCACCUCUACCAUUCGAUGAGGUACCUGGCCUCACCCCGGACAGCUCACCUCACUUGCGGGACGAUUUGGAUGUGGAGUCCUUUCAUGGCCACGACCAGGCCAGGCCAAGCGUGCCAAAUUAUCUUACGGUGACAGUCACGCCUCCUUCGCCAGUACAGCAACUCUUCGAGGACGACGAUGACCUGCCGCUAUCCUUUGCUCUGCAUCACUCACAGCCUAGUAGGCCUGCUCGACGGAAACUGGAGCGUCCAGGUCUUCGCCAUGCGCGGACGAUGUCAGGAAAGCUACAUUCGUGGCGGAAGCCAGGCUGGAACAUGUACUCGCUUGGCGAGGAGCCCGAGGCAGAGAAGAAGGCUGAGCAAGGGAGUGAUAGCAGACCAGAUGAUGUGUCGGCAGUGCGAGGGCGGAGAGGCUGUGAUGCCCGAGACUAA
Molecule: messenger RNA, 855 nt
Organism: Recurvomyces mirabilis
Lineage: Eukaryota; Fungi; Ascomycota; Dothideomycetes; Mycosphaerellales; Teratosphaeriaceae
Exons: 1
Coding region: 1-855 (284 amino acids)
Source: RefSeq, a predicted model, not a curated record